GGCUGCAGCCUGCGGGGGAUCCGAGCUCUGAGCCGGAGCUGGAGCUGAGGCGUCGAGGGUGGGGGGAGUUGAUCUGUGAUCGCGAGGGGAAGGACGGAGAGAGCUGCAAGAUGGCAACAACACUGGUUUUGACUCCGGACAUCUCCCACGAUAAAACCAGCCGCUUUCAGUUGGUGUCCUGGUUCAACCACCUGCUCAAAACGAACUUCAAGGAUGUGCGAGAGAUGGGUUCAGGAGCGUGUCACUGUCAGAUGCUGGACUGGGUUAUUCGUGGCUCUGUUGACAUGACCAAGGUGAAGUUUGAUGCAAAGGGCGAGGACGAAUAUAAGCACAACUUCAGUCUGCUCCAGGAGGCCUUCAGCAAGAGGGGUAUCACCAAGACCAUUCCAGUUACGAGUCUCGGAAACGGGGAUCUUAAAAGCAACAUUAAGAUCUUGAAGUGGUUCAAAGCUUUUUACACAGCAAAUGUAAAGGACUGUAAAGAAUACGACCCUGUGAAAGCCCGGGACGGCCAGGAUAUCAGCCCAGUUGUUGCAUCUGAACCCUCGUCAGGUGUUGAAUUGGAAUCAGACAAAGAAGAGAAAGGCACUAACAUAAGUAAAAAACACCCAUUCACAGAAAACUGGAAGAAUAUGUUUUACUGGGCUGAAAAGAGCACUCUUGGAGAGCAAUAUACCUACUGCAGCACUUGUGCUAGAAACCUCAAAACCUUUUCUAAAGGCCAUUUUGAACUUCAGCGUCACAUGGACACAAACACUCACAACAAACGGGGAAGAAUUUCCAAGAGUCUCAGCCUCCAAAGCCAACCCUCUGAGCCGCUGCCCUGCAGUGAUGCAGCGAUCCGCUUUAUUCACAGACACUGUUAUAAUGGCUCUGCCAAAGGGGAACAGGUGUCUGUACACUUUGCACGCCGCAAGCUGGGGCUGCAGUACCCCAAAGAUAUAACAUCUGUUUGCCAGCACACUCCUUACUGUGUGUACAUUUACGGAGGGGAAACCGUUGGAAAGGAUGACACCGUCUCUGUGGUCCUCGUUGGAUUCUUUGACGUAGAAGCCUCCAGGCUCUGCAUCCGGUUUCUGGAUGCUCUUGAGUCAGAGAAUGGUGCAAAAGAUCAAACAGCCGUAGCAGUGGGGCAGACCUUAAAGAAAUUCGGGUUACCCGCAGAUAACCUUGUCGCUGUCUACCUCGAUGGUAAUGGUGCGGCCUCAGAGCAGAUCUGCUCACAGCUGAAGGAACUCAACCCGAACAUGGCGGUCUUUGGAGGGCUGUACAGCAUCAGUGAUGCUGCUUGCCAGGCUGGAGUUAAGCAGCUCUCCAAUCAGGCUCAAGAGCUGACGGUAGACAUGUAUGCCCACUACUCCUCCUCUUCUAAGAAGAAUGAUAACCUCAAGGCUCUCUUUGGCUCUGUCACCGUGGACUUUCCAUCAUCUUAUAUCAACGCCCGCUGCCUUAACUUUUGCCUUUUAGUCACAAAAAUGUUGGAAAUAUGGACAGAUCUUGUAUCGUACUUUAGCUCUUGUGACAAGAAUGAUGACAAAGCCAAGUUAAUCAGCUCCCGGCUGCAGGAUCCCAAAGUGAGGGCAACAUUUAUGUUUCUGGAGCAGGCCUUAAAGCCGCUGCACAAUUUCCAAAUGCAUCUGCAGACACCGGAAGGAGUUGCUCGAGCUGAUUUGCUGCUCAUUCUAGAAGAAGCCAGUAACCUGCUGAGCACCUACACCUCCUACUUCCUUCGUCCUCAAGCUGCUGCUCGCUUCCUCAAGGAACAUGAUGCCCAAAUCCUCAAAAACAAGAUAUUCCACCUCUCAAGCCCCGAACUCAGUCUGGGUGGGAAAGCCAUUGAAGAUUUCCUAAAUGAAUCUGAGUCUGUAGAGGCACUGCCACCGUUUACAGAGGAGGUGUUGUCUUUCUACAUCGCACUGACAGGUUGUAUUGCCGAGAAACUGCCUCUAAAUGAUGGGUUGCUAAGGAGCAUAGCUCAGCUGUUGAAUCCCCAGAGCAGGCAGAAAGUGACAGGGACAGCAGUUGGGGAGCUUGGGACCAAGCUGGGACUCUGCAGCUCCCCCGAGGAGGUCAAACAGCUCACGAGUGAAUUCCUUCAGUAUCAGCUGGCCGAGGAGGGAGAGGAGAACCACUCAGCAGAGGUUUCACUGGAGAAACACUGGGCCGGCGUGCUGAGGGACAGCAAGCAGACAGUGUUCAGGAGGCUUGUUUUGACCCUAUUGGCUCUUCCCUGUCCACCACUGGAUGCUCAGCACGUUUUUAAUCAGGCCUUCGAGAAUGGAGACGCUGCUCAGAUCUCCGACGGCGAAGCCUUAGCAGGAAGCGAGUCUGAGGCCACGUCCGACAGCCCCACCAAAAAAUACAGUAAAGAAGUUAAUGGCCGUAGUAUAGGAGUGAAGCAGUGUGAAGUCCGCCUAACAAAGAUUAGUAAGCUAAAGAAAAAAUGUGCUGAUACACCUGGAGAGAAUGGCAUCUUUAAAGAGGGGGCCAGUAGGGGAAGUUUUGGCUGGGAGAGCAGCUUGCGCCAGAAGCCACAGGCCCGUGCAGUGUUUCAGGCUGGUGCUAGCACCCGGUCCAAACCCGUAGGUCUUGAUAAGGACAGCAAAAAUGGUCUGGAGUCCCAAGAUGAGGUGCCACAAGAGUCUUCACCAUCCAGUAAAUCUACACCAAGAAGCCAAAGGAAGCACGUCUACCAGGAUGGGAAAGGGUUUCUGGCAGGAGAGCUGGUGUGGGGGAAAGUGAAGGGCUUUUCCUGGUGGCCUGGGCUGGUGACAUCCUGGAAAACCAAGUCCGCUCCCCCGGGCAUGCGGCGGGUGGAGUGGUUUGGAGACGGGAUGUUCUCAGAGAUCUACACCGAGGGUCUACUGGCAUUCAAUACUUUCACUAAGUGCUUCUGUAAAAAUUCCUUCGCCUGCUUGCCCCUCUACAAAGAAGCCAUCUACCAUAUUAUAGAGUUGGCAGGUGAGCGAUGUGGGAAAUCCUUUGCUGUGGCUGAAGGUGAUAAACAAAAAGAGCUGAAGUUGAUGCUGGACUGGGCUUCUGAAGGAUUUCUGCCUUCAGGACCAGAUGGAUUCCUACCUCCUGAUUCUGCUUCACAUGCUGAGACUUCUGACUCCACCCAGUCCGACUACCAGCCCCCAGCAAAAAGGAAAUACGUGUUUAAAAACAAGGCAAAUGCAGUCGCCAUCACCUAUAGCAGAGAAUUAAUAACAGAAAAGCUCAAAGAACAAGGAAUAACUAUCGAAGAUCUGUGUUUGUCUUGUGGAUCCUCUGACAUUGAAGUUUCUCACCCACUGUUUGAAGGUGCUCUUUGUCAAAAAUGCAAGGGGAACUUCACAGAGACGCUGUAUCGCUACGAUGAGGAUGGCUACCAGUCGUACUGCACCGUGUGCUGUGCUGGGCUAGAGGUCAUUUUGUGUGGGAUUGCCAGCUGCUGCAGGUGUUUCUGUAAGGACUGUCUGGAAAUCCUGGUGGGCCCGGGAACCUUUGACAAGCUGAAAGAUGUGGAUCCCUGGAGCUGCUUCAUGUGCAAGCCGUCGCAGUGCGAAGGGAACCUCAAACUCAGGCCAGACUGGAGCGUUAAGGUUCAAGACUUCUUCGCCAACAACAGCGCCAUGGAGUUUGAGCCUCACAGAGUGUAUCCCUCCAUCCCUGCUGACCAGCGCAGACCAAUCAGGGUGCUCUCACUGUUUGACGGCAUUGCAACAGGAUACCUGGUGCUCAAAGACCUGGGCGUCAAGAUGGAGCGCUACGUUGCUGCUGAGAUUUGUGAGGAUUCCAUCGCUGUGGGGAUGAUCAAGCAUAAGGGAAAGAUCGAAUAUGUCAAUGACGUUCGCACCAUCACAAGGAAACAUCUGGCGGAAUGGGGUCCAUUCGAUCUUCUGAUUGGAGGCAGUCCAUGCAACGACCUGUCAAUGGUCAACCCUCUUCGAAAAGGACUAUUUGAGGGCACUGGGCGGCUCUUCUUUGAGUUUUACCGCAUUCUGGCCAUGUUGAAGCCGAAGGAAGGCGACGACCGUCCGUUCUUCUGGUUGUUUGAGAACGUGGUUUUCAUGAGUGCCCACGACAAAGCAGACAUUUGCAGAUUCCUCGAGUGUAAUCCCAUUCUCGUCGAUGCAGUGAAAGUCAGCCCUGCUCACAGAGCACGCUACUUCUGGGGGAACCUCCCUGGCAUGAACAGGCCUCUCGCUACGUCUCUAGACGACAAAGUGUCUCUCCAGGAUUGUUUGGAACUCGGACGCACGGCAAAGUUUGACAAAGUCCGCACCAUCACAACAAAGUCUAACUCCAUAAGGCAGGGGAAGCAUGGACCGCUGCCUGUCAGCAUGAAUGGAAGAGAGGACUACCUGUGGUGCACUGAAAUGGAACAGAUCUUUGGAUUCCCCAAACAUUACACGGAUGUGAACAACAUGGGUCGGAUGCAGAGGCAGAAAGUCCUGGGUCGCUCCUGGAGUGUCCCCGUCAUCCGCCACCUGUUCGCUCCACUGAAGGAUUAUUUUGAAUGUGAAUAACAACCUCUGAAGUGAAUCUUCAUCGACCACCUGUCAGAGCAGCAGCGGUAAAACCUUACUGCCUUAUCCUGCCCCACCUUUCUGGGUUCACACUUUUCAAACUCUCCAAUCUUCUUUUUUUUUAUUCUGAAAGACCUAAUUUAGUGUUUACUAUUUAGAAUUUUAGAAAUGUUUUACUCAUAAACUCUUUUAAUCCUGUGACUCUUCCACCAGCAGCCUCUGACACUUCCCGGUUCAGGUUCACUUUGAUAAAUGAUGGUGCUUUGAUCAAACAGUACUGAUGCUGAACACGGAUCUGUAUCAUGGAGGGACAUUAGACAGUUAGCUGGUUCUCUUUGGGCUCAACUCUGGUCGACCAUUUCUAGAGGCUGGCUCACUUUUAAUCAGGUUCAUUUAGAGUUUAAUAUAAAGUUUAGGAGCAAUAACGCGAUUCAUCAUUUCUACACAACCGGAUCCCAACACUGACAAAGUUUAUCAUGACGUCACUCGUGAUUAAGUUGAAGUAGAGACACUUUUAGUGAUAAGUUAAAUUAUGACAACAUGAAACAACUAUGUGUCCACUCUGAGGACUUUUAACAAACCGGUAGUUAAUCCUGUUGUCAAUAAGGUGCAUGUUCACUGAACACUGUUUGUAGUUAGUCCAGUAAAUCAUGAGUAAAACAUUAUGUUUACAUUAUCAGUGAAUUGGAGUUAUAUUUAUAAUGUGUGGUUGCUUGUAGUGUUGAAUCUACAGUUGACUUGACUCUGCCGACUCCCUCAGCUGUUUUAGAAUCUCUCAGCUGAUUGUUUUGUUUCACUAUCGCCCCUCAUUGCAUCUGUUGUGGCUGUUUUUAUUGAAAAGCCACUGUUCUCUACCCAUCCAUCACUAAAUGACAGACAUGGUGAGACAUGAGCUGCUGAUUACUGCGGAGGAUUUUGCACAUAAAGAUCCAGAUGUUUCCCUCGGGAGUUUGGAGAAACCGAAUUAGAGCUAAAACAGAGUGAACAUUGGACUUAAACUUAUCAGGUCACCAAAAGUGCCAAAACAUCACAAAUUCAAACAGCAGAACAGGUUGAUAAAGACUCAUUAACAAUAUGUGGGUAUUACUUCUAAAGUAAUAACCAGCAUCAUGAUACUGUUUACUCAGGAUCAUUUUAGACUCUUUGAAACCAGGUAACCGCUGAUCUCGCUUCAUGAUACAGGUCUCAGGUCUCUACCUCAACACGGAUUUAUUUGCAGUUACACUUUUUAUCUUUAAUUAUUUAUGAACAACAAUGUUCUUUCUGUGUGUAUUUUAUUUUGUCGUGUAAUCUUACCAGAGAUUUUAGGUCUAAUCCGGCCAGUUUUUAUACAUUUUUAACCAAAUUACAUUCAUCCUGCUACAGAGCACCAGUGACUUUGUGCUAACAUUUAGAUUUUUAUCUAUUUUAAGGACUGUUAUUUAUACUAGACCAAAAACAAACUGACUAUUCAUUUAACAGUAUUUCAACUGCAGUGUCCUAAUGCUACAGAGGGCUCACUCACACAUCAUGGUAAAUGUCUUCUUAUGAGGAUACUUGUACUUUAAAGGACCACAACAGUGGUUUUGCACGUUUGAUCCCUUUAAUAACCAAAUGUCUACAAAAGCUUGAAAGAGUUUUUUUAUUAUUGUGGUUAAUUUUUUUUAAAUACAACAUUUAAAUCUUCCUCAGGAUCAAACACAAAGGCGAAGUUAAAGUAGUUAAAAUAUACAUGUACUACACAUGGGGAUUUUGUUGGUUUCGUUUUGUUUUAGUAUUUUCAAUCAAUGUAAAUACCAGGGCUGCAACUACAAUUAUUUCCAUUAUCACUAGAUCCUUUGAUAAUUUUUUCAAUUAAUCAUUUUGUCUUGAAUUCCAGAAAACUGAAAAUUGUCUGUAAAUCUUAAGUUUAAGUCUUUGUUAUCAAAUUACCUGUUUCAUCGAGCAAAUCACAUACACUCAUCCAAAAGAAGACGUCACCUUGGACUCUUCAAAGUUGUGAAUUGGCAUUUUUUCAGCAUAUUUAAAUUAAAUAAUCAAUAAUUUGAAAAAACAACUGCUACAAUAAUUAGUUGUUAAAUUCAUUGUAAACACAUUAAUCUUUUAUGAUUGUGGACUAUUGGACCUUGUGAUGAGCAUCUUUCACUUUGUUCUGAUUUGUUAUUGGCACCGAUUAAUCGAUAAAAAGAUGUGAAUCAGUGAUGUUAGGUGCAGCCCUGCUAUCACGUGAAAGAAAGAAGUUGUGGUUUGUUAACUGUACUGUCAGCAGUAAUGUUUACUGUCACUCCGAUCUCAGUCAGACAUUAAUAUGCAUCAGUGUAAUAUCUUUAUUUUUGUUUACUGUAACUUUGCCUAGUUUUUAAUUCUCAUACAACAUUGUCAUGUGACCUUGGAGUAGGAUUUUACUCACACCCGUGUUUCCUUCGUUCAGAUGAGGGAUUUCUUAACUUUUCUGAAAGUUAGGAUUGUGGUGCUGCCUCACGUGUGAAUCACUGUUGGUUUUCCUGUGGUUGACCAUUUAUUACUUUUCACUGUGUGUAACGUACUCAUCUGUGAAUGCUGGACAGACCUGCAGUGAGAACAGACUGUUCCAGACGAGGUCGACACUUUUACCUCAUCGACCUUUGGUUCAUCCGGUUUCCUGAUGGUGCUACGCUAACGGUGCUAACUCUGCAUGUACAGUUUGUCUGUUUACCUGUGCCCUGAUUGGCUCCUUAUAAAAGUGAAUGUUUCGGUUAGGAUUGUGUUUUGCUGUGUGCUGGUUCUUCAAUUGUGUGUGUUAGUGACUUAUAUAUAUUAGCGUUAUAUAUUUCAAUUUCCUCGCUGAGAAGAACCAGUCAGGACGUACUGAAUAAAUGUAUGUGGGAUUUUUACUCGGGGCAUCAUUGGACAAGUGGGGCUUGUUUUUAAUGGCCUGACAUGUUGUUUUUGUUUGUUUGCUUUUGUUUUGUUUGUUUUUUCUAUUAUUUUAAUUAGAAUCUUACUAAUUUUGUCCAAAAAAAAUAAAAAAUUUCAAGGACCAAAACAUAUAUAUUUAUAUAUUUGAUUUGAUUACUUUUGACUAACAAAUAGAUUUGGCCUUUUCUAAAAUCAGUAUAUAAAUAUAUUUAACUCAAACUUCUUUGCUAAUUAUGGAAAUCAUGCUGCAAAGCCACUGGAGCUCAGUGUGGUAACAUCUGCUGAUUGAAUCUAUGCUGUUGUAUAAAUCCAGUGAUUAUGAACAUGUCUGGACGUCUACUGUAGAAAUGACACGUUUCUCCAGCAGAGGUCAAACGUGUUAAAAGCUCCGCUGCAGUAAAACAUUUGAGACGUGCAGAGAGCGAAUAUCAGCAGUUUUAUUUUAUCGAGCUCAUCAGCCUCCUGGGAGUCUGCGUCCCGUCACAGCUGUUAAACAUGGAUGAGACUGUGUUUUACUUCAUUGGUUUUAAUCCUCACAGUAUCAUCAGUACUGUUUUCAUUUGAGUUCUUGGUUCAUAAAUAAAAAAUAAAGAAGAUCAAACUAAAACAUCAAA
Molecule: messenger RNA, 8002 nt
Organism: Hippoglossus stenolepis (Pacific halibut)
Lineage: Eukaryota; Metazoa; Chordata; Actinopteri; Pleuronectiformes; Pleuronectidae
Gene: dnmt3ba
Product: DNA (cytosine-5-)-methyltransferase 3 beta, duplicate a
Exons: 26
Coding region: 111-4511 (1466 amino acids)
Biological process (GO): negative regulation of transcription by RNA polymerase II
Cellular component (GO): nucleus
Molecular function (GO): DNA (cytosine-5-)-methyltransferase activity, acting on CpG substrates; protein binding; DNA binding
Source: RefSeq, a predicted model, not a curated record